AGCGCUAUCGUUUUCGAACUGGAUCCGAAUCGACAGAAGAUCGCGGAUCGGAUCGCAAAUGUUUUUUUUUGAGACAGACGCCGUUCCUCUCUGCGCUAGUUCAGGUGUAUCUAGGUUAAAUUCGCGAUCGGAGUGUGUUACAAAAUGAUGGAGAGUGUGCAAAAAAAGCAGCAGAAAGCGAUACGAAAAUUGACUAAGUAGACUGACUGUGUUGGCCAACUGCUGUUCGUUCGGGUCGAGUGUUCGAUGAAAAGCGAAACCUGUGCGAAAAAAGAAAGCGAGUUUUCACUUUUCCUUUAGUCAGCUAUCGCUGGAAGUGCACCUCGUCUCCGGAUCCCGGAUUCCCUCCGGUCCCAAGAGUCCCUCCAAACCAAUUGUGAUAAAGAUAUAGCGAGCACAAGUGCGGCGAGUGUUCGAUUGCUCCUCCCAAUCAGAAACCAAAGAACUUUGGACGUCGAAGACCCUCUGGAAGUCACACGCAGCACAAACACAACAAACACAACAGACGCAAACAGCAACUCAAAAUGAUAAAAACAAAGAGCAGCGACGACAAACUCGACACGCUCCUCUCGCGCAGCGUGGUUCCGAUCAUCGAUCUCGCCCACUGUGGCAUCGAGGAAGUGCCGGUCAAGUCGGUGGUCAACCGCGUGGGUCACCAGCUCAAGAAAGCUCUCUCCGAGAAGGGCAUGGCCCUGCUGGUCAACCAUGGCAUCUCCGAUGAGAAGCUCAAGACUGCCUGGGAUCACCUGGAUGACUUCGUGGACCUGCCGCCCGACAUCAGACAGCACUAUAUCCGUGCCGAUGGAGACAAACAUGGCUACGUGAGUCGUGGUCAGCAGCAGCGAUUCGAUGGCAAGUCGCCGGAGCUGCGUCACGCCUUCAAUAUCAGCACACUGAACGCCCAGAAUCUGCCGGAGGAGCCGCUGCCAGGCUUCGCGGACCACAUCAGCACCCUGGCCACGGACUUCAAGGCGCUGGCCAGCUUCAUCCUGCAGGCGCUGGCCGUCUCCCUGGACAUUCCGCACACGUUCUUCCUCGAAAAGCACUCGCACAUGCUGUCCGGCGACCACGACAACAUGAGCUCCCUGCGCAUGCUCUACUACCCGCCCAUAGUGGACGACGAGCCCGGCCAGAACGACGUGAUCAAGGGUCGCUGCCAGUACAGCUACCAGCGCUGUCUGUCCAACCAGCCGGACUUCCGGCCGGAGCACAAUCCCCGCGACGAAGACGACCUCAACGAGGUGGACGGCCCCAAUGGCCAGCUGUUCGAGCACAAGCUGGGCAACGGCGCCGUUAUCCAGUGUCCUCCCCACGUGGACUACGGCACCUUCACCCUGCUCUCCCAGGACUCGGAGGGCGGGCUGGAGGUGAAGCUGCCCGGCAGCGAGAAGUGGCACCGCGUGGGCCACCUGCCCGGCUCCAUUCUCGUCAACUGUGGUGAGAUCUUGAAUAUCUGGACACAGGGACGAUAUCCCGCAUUGCAACAUCGCGUGAUAAUACCGGAGCAGGAAACUAUUCGCGCGCGUGGCCGCCACUCGAUAGCCUUCUUCUGCCAUCCGGACAACAUCACCACGAUAUCGCCCAACGAUCUGCCCAAUCCGGAUGCCGUCCAGGACAAGGCGUGUCUCAAGCAGCGCAAGAAGUCCUUCAGGGCGGUGAAAGAAAGAGCCUACAAUGCAUAUCAGCUCAUACAGAAAAAGUUUAGGAAUACGUAUAGGAGUAACAAUCACUCAUAGGACCCAUAGACCAUAGAGCAUAGACCUAGACCGCAGUCGGUCGAGCCAUCCAUCGCAUCUCUACCUGAACUGGGAUGAAGUUCGUCGUGGGAACGGAUGGGGAAAAUGAAAAGCAGCAACUCAUAUGAUGUUUUGAACCUUUUUAUUAUUACCUUUACUUUUAUUCCAUACGAUUGUAAUUGCUUCAUUUCAUUAAUUUAUAUGUAUCGCGAUACUAUAUACAAUACAUGCAUACACCGUAAACAUAUCCCUUUGUAUAAUAAAUAUAUAUGUAUAAUUUAAUAUAGCUUCCACUGAAAAACGCA
Molecule: messenger RNA, 2041 nt
Organism: Drosophila erecta
Lineage: Eukaryota; Metazoa; Arthropoda; Insecta; Diptera; Drosophilidae
Product: UPF0676 protein C1494.01
Exons: 6
Coding region: 525-1736 (403 amino acids)
Molecular function (GO): dioxygenase activity
Source: RefSeq, a predicted model, not a curated record